This is a messenger RNA of Megalopta genalis, 5957 nucleotides long. RefSeq names its product Aryl hydrocarbon receptor nuclear translocator homolog tgo (gene tgo). Lineage: Eukaryota; Metazoa; Arthropoda; Insecta; Hymenoptera; Halictidae. Gene Ontology annotation, cellular component: transcription regulator complex; cytoplasm; nucleus. Gene Ontology annotation, biological process: regulation of DNA-templated transcription. Gene Ontology annotation, molecular function: DNA-binding transcription factor activity; protein dimerization activity. The record is from RefSeq and is a predicted model, not a curated record.
UGGUGACUAGUCGGCGACCCAUCCGUCCGAGGAACGUGCUUCCGCGUCCGUACGUUUCCGACGAUUCCGUGACCACGUUCGAUCGCGCGAUCCACGAAGCGUCGUCGGUCCUCGAGUUUCUCCCCGGUAACCACGGCAACCACGGCGAGCCGAUUAAUCGCGGAGGCGGCGGGGGACCGAUCGGGAAAAUGAAAUCGGCUCGGACCGCUCGGUCCCGAUUUCGCGGACGCCGGUCCGGGAGCACGGACAGGCUCCUCUAGGACCCAUCGACGACGACGACGGGAUCGAUCCGAGGGAUCCGCCGCGCGGGGGAAAGGGGGGGAUCGAUGAUCCCUGAACACUGGUGCGCGACCGACGCCGGCGAUCGAGACGGGCCCGUUAGUGAAAACCGUCGCCGGCGCAGCGAGUGUCAAUCGUUCGGAUUAGUCUUGCGGUCUCAUUAGUCCCGGCUGGCCGGCGUGAAAGCGGCCCACAGUGUAUCCCCGAACGCUUUCGAAAACGGCACCGAAACGCGCGACGCCCGUCCGUCCGCGGCCUCUUCCGGAUGUUUCGCUGGGCCUCCGCUCGCCCCGCCGACGAAUCGCCUCCCGAAAUCGUGGCCGCCGAAUCGCCGAUCUUCGUCCUAGUGCAGUGAAGAGAGAACCGCCGGAAACGGCCGGAGAAGAUCGCCCCGGAGGUUCCUCUCGGGGUACUCCCCGCAGCCGCGGGAAAAUUUCACCGACGAGCAAACGGGUCUGGAAUAUUCCGGCGCGAGGGAAAGAAACGUGGGGAGAGAAGAGUGCGAAGUAUCAGAGAUUCAUCGGGCAUAGAUCUCGGCGCGGAGCCCGGUAACGAGAUGACGAGAUAGUCCCGGGUGAACGAACGGUUCCAGGAUUCCAAUAAGGGGAUCGCUGAUUUCAAAAGGGACGACUCGUCGGGUCUGUUCGUGGUGUUCGACGGUGUUCGCCGAACUUCCGCGGCCCUCUUUCCGCCGCUAAAACCAGCUCUCUGGAUGUGCCGGCAAAUUGGAUGACGCGGCGCGCGGACCGGCCGCGAGCACGGCGAACGCUUAAAUGGCUCGUAGAACUUGUUAGAACUUGCAGAUAUCCUGGGAGCGAAGGCGAGAUAUCCCGGGAGCAGAGUGCUCGGCGAUUCGGACGAAGAAAGUCUCGUCGCCGGGCGAUAAAAGUCUCAUCGCCGAGAGGCACGCCGGCGGAACUUCGCGGAAUCGGGUCUCUAGGCCCCGAAACUCCGCCGGAGCCGAUCGGAUCGGCCGUUUCCGCCGCAAUCGUCUCAUCUCGGGGCCCCGAGAUCCGCCGAUAGCCGGGGAUCGGGACACUUGUUCCUCGCGGGGAACACGAACUGGCCCCGCGGAGCUGCCGCGGGACGUAAAAGCGAACCGUCGGGACUGCUCUUGGAUCAACAAGUGUCCUAGGACCUCUUCAUCGCCGGCGGGAAUCGUUCGAGGACGCCGCGGGUUACGUUGUUCGAGUGAUAGUGAGGAAGAGUUUCGAGGGUUUCGAAGGUUCGAGGAGGUUCGGGUUUUAUGGGAAGCGGCGGGCCCGCCGCGAAAGUGUCGGUGCCGCGAGGAUCCCCGGGGCCCGCGGAGGACAUUUUCAUUGUUGCCGGGCGCGGGCGAAGAUGAAGAGAUAGCCGGGCAGGCGACCGGACGCAGGGGGCUCGGGGAUCGAUAACCAGGGGGUUCAGCAGCGGGGUCCGCGAGCUCGGCAAAAUAGAGUACCCCGGCGGCAGCGGUAUGUACGGGGGUGGCGCGGGGAGCGGGGGCUACGGGGUCGGUUUGGGCCCGGGCCCAGGCGCGGGCCCCUCGCACUACAUACCCUCCGCUUCCUCGGUGGGCUACCAAUUGGCCCCGCCGCCCCCGCCGCCUCCGCCGAGCUGCCCCACCGCCGGCACUCAGCUCCUGUCUUACGGGCCCACCCUAUCGCCCCAUCACAUGCAGCAGGCUCACGCGGACGCGCAGCAGUCCAAGAGACGGAGAUCGGACGAGGAUGAUCCCAGCGGGUGUAAAUAUAGGAGGCUGGACGACGAGAAUGUACAGGACAAAGAAAGAUUUGCGAGCAGGGAGAAUCAUUGCGAAAUCGAGCGGCGGCGGCGGAAUAAGAUGACCGCCUACAUCACCGAACUAUCGGACAUGGUGCCGACGUGUUCAAACCUGGCGCGGAAACCGGACAAAUUGACUAUACUCAGGAUGGCGGUCGCCCAUAUGAAGACCCUCAGAGGCAGCGGAAGCACGACCACCGACAACGCGUACAAGCCCUCGUUCCUCACCGACCAGGAGCUGAAACAUCUGAUCCUGGAGGCGGCCGACGGGUUCCUGUUCGUCGUGAGCUGCGACACUGGCAGGAUCAUCUACGUCUCCGACUCGGUCGCACCGGUUCUGAACUACACGCAGAGCGACUGGUACGGCACCAGUUUGUACUCGCAGGUCCAUCCAGACGACACCGAGAAGGUCAGGGAGCAGCUGAGCGCGGAGGAACCGCAGCACGGUGGCAGGGUGCUGGACCUGAAGACGGGGACCGUGAAGAAGGAGGGGCAAUCUUCCAUGAGGAUGUGCAUGGGCUCGAGGAGAGGCUUCAUCUGUCGCAUGAAGGUCGGGAACCUCCAGACGACCGGCGACAUGGCCGCGGCCCACGGCCUGCACCGCAUGAAGCAGAGGAACUCGCUGGGCCCGGCCAGGGACGGUCAGAAUUACGCGGUGGUCCACUGUACAGGCUACAUCAAAAACUGGCCCCCCACCGGUGAGUUUGGUGAUUUUGUUCCCCCAUGUGUACCAGGUGUGGGCAUAGGUGACAGAGGGUCUGGUAGUGUUCAAGCUAGACCUGACGGUGUAGUUGCAGAUGAAAACACCAGCAGCAAUUGCUGCCUGGUCGCCAUUGGACGACUACAGGUCACUAGCACACCAAAUAGUAGCGAUUUAGCAGGUUCCAAUAGCAAUAAUGAAUUUAUCUCGCGUCACUCGGCCGAGGGUAAAUUUACCUUUGUGGACCAAAGAGUCGGUGGAAUUCUAGGCUACACACCUUCGGAACUCUUAGGUCAUCCGUGCUACGAAUUCUUUCACCCGGAGGACUUAACGCACAUGAGAGAAAGCUUCGAACAAGUGUUGAAGCUGAAAGGUCAGGUGGUGUCCGUGAUGUACAGAUUUCGAGCCAAAAAUCGCGACUGGGUGUGGCUGAGGACGUCCGCAUUUGCAUUUUUAAACCCAUUCAACGAGAACGUCGAAUACAUUGUCUGCACCAACACGCAUACAAAAUCAUUCCAUCCUGGCAGUGAUGGACAUACAGAAACCGAAGCUGUGCCUGCCUACGGACAACCCGGCUUGGACUAUUCUCUUCAAAGACAUCCUGCUAGGGACCCGCUGUACUCGGGUCAUCACAUGAUGCAGCAUCCAGCGACUGUAGCCACAGCUGGUCCUCAGCAGCCCAGGCCGUCCAGUACACAGAACGUAUAUCAGGGAUACGAAACCACACAGUCGCCGAUAGCUUAUGGCUCACCUGGCCAGCAGAGCGCAUCUUCCUCGGUUUUAAGUAGAAUCCAAAAGCCGGCUAAUACAUCCCCGACCCCGGUGCAACAAGCUUGGGCUAUUGGAAGACAACAACCUGUAACAGAAGGAUAUCAGUACAGUCAAUUAAGUCCAUCUAGGUCACCGAGCGGACCAACUUAUACUCAAUUAAGUAGCGGCGCCAGGACACCGGCUACGCAGUAUCAUGCAGUCACCACAGUGCCUAAUAACUCGGGUAUGUGGGGGUGGCAGAGCCAACAACACCAAGCAUCUCAGCCAGACGGCGGACAAUCAAAUCCUCAGGUGACUGGGCAAGCCCAGGCGCCUCACCCUGCUCAGGGUGGACCUGGCACGCAACCACAAGAGCUCUCGGACAUGUUACAGAUGCUGCAGGACCAGGGCGGAGCGUCCGGUUUCGAGGAGUUAAAUAUGUUCAAUACUAAUUUCGAGUAGCGACAAGGAAAUAGCAUCGAAGAAUGUCUACCUUAAGGGAGCUUUAAGGUUUCGAAAUCAUUGGCACUGUCUCGAGAUCACGCCGAGCAUUCAUAAUCAGCACUUUUACUUCAGCAAUUAAUUGAAAGUUCGCAAUUAGCACCUCACGUAUUAUUAAACUUGACCCGAAUCGGCGGCAAGGGGUAAGGUCGGCCUAACUUCGUCGGUUCGUUAGCGUUUGUUUUUAAUGAGAAGUUUCGAUUCGAUCGCGUCGAAGGAGAUACGAUUUCAAAGAUCGUACGAGAUGUUCGGAUAAUUCGUCGGAAAUUCAUGAAUAUCGUUUUUUGUGAAAGUGCCAUUAAACGUGUCGUUGGGAAAAAGGGAAACACAGAAAACUGCUAAAUCAUCACUUAUAAUACGCACAGAUGAAUCACACAGUGGAUGAGGUCUAGGUAGCUUUUUAAUAAUACGCGGACUUUAGUGGUUCGAUACGAUGAUGAUUAAUUACGAGGAUCGUUCGUACGAGAGCUAUGAUUUUUAUUUUUUAAGUUUGUUCGUUUAUCUCUUUGUGGAUAAGAAUCGUGUUGAAUGAAUCAUUGUGGAAAUCAUUCUUCUUCUAUAUAUUACUUCCUGUUGUUGAUCUGAUUUUAGAGCGUAAGAAGAGCAGUCGUAGAAACAAUGUUGUAAAUUAGAGAUCGAACUGAUUGAACUCUCUUCGUCCUGAUUUUUAACGAAAUAAACGCAAUUACGUAGGUAAGUUAUAUUUAAAUUGUACAUGGAACCGGAGAACUGUAACUGUCGAAGGAGCCGCGAAAGUUUCGCGGGGCUAUUGUUGAUGGAUGUAAGUAUGUAUAAAUUUUUCGAUGAAACAGAGGAUACCUGUGAGAUCUGUAAUUGUUCGGAAAGCGACGCAUCGUUUAAGAUUUCGGACUAUUAAUUGGGACUGUGCGUGUAUCGUGUACGAUCGCUAUCACCUUUUACAUUGUUAUAGGAGUUUAACAUCGCAUCUGUGCUUAUUAAUAAGUAGUACGGAAUAAUAUUUCCGAUUUUAUUGAAAGAAACAAACGAAAGAGCACUUCGACUAAACAAAAAAAAAAAGAAAAGAAAAAUACUAAAAUUAACGAGGUGCACCCUAAAAAGUUAAGGGUGAAGAAAAGUAUUUUUAAAACUUCUCAAUCAAAUCUUAUACAAAUCACGGUAAUUUUAAUACCAGCUUAUCGUUAGAUUUCUAAGACUAGCUUAAUUAUUUUAAUUUAGAUCUUUGUAAUUAUAAACAGUGCAAUCAUAAGAAUCAACACUCAAUGGACAACAAAAAAAAGAAAGAAAAGAAAGCAAGAUUGUUUGAACUUGACGAUGUACAAAAAAGAAAUUAUGUAAUCCACUUUUGCUUCUCUGUGCAAGACAUCAUUUUUAGAUAUUCCUAAAGAAAAAUAUAGAUAAUGUUAUACAUACGAAUAAUUGCAUUUAUAAGUAACCACGUGUGAUUUAGCGCAUUUGUACAUGUCUAGAGAAUUCCGAUAAGCAAGAUUGAAACGAAAAAUUGCAGCAUAUCAAUAUUGAAUUGGGAACAUUUUUACUAAUAUAUAAAAGUAUACAAUACGCGUACGAUUCUUUUUAAUCAUCCUAUGUCGAAAGUAGUUCCACUAACGGACAAUAAUUAAUGUGUCGAUGUGUGUGUGUGUGCAUCGAUACGUAUAUGCAAAUGAUUUGAUUAAAUUGCGAAUCGCAUCUGUGAAACAUUUCGGGGCCCUUUAAACCUUGAUCAUUUUUGAUCAUGCUACUCCAUCACGCCCUCUAUGAAAGUAAGAUCAGCUUUUCGAACUUGAUUUCGUGCGAAAAAUAGUUACCUGAAAUUUUUAUUAUAAUGCAAUUAUUUAAAAAUAAAUAACGAAAGAAUAAUAUGCGCUCGUAUAAAAUGAAACUAUUAUUUAUAGAUUCCUCCAGUGCGCUUAUUAUAUUACAUAAAUAUAAAAGUUGUAUGAAUCACGGAUCAAUUGGUAAUAUAAAGUCCACAUUCGUGUUGGAA